Molecule: messenger RNA, 1113 nt
Organism: Oncorhynchus keta (chum salmon)
Lineage: Eukaryota; Metazoa; Chordata; Actinopteri; Salmoniformes; Salmonidae
Product: polymeric immunoglobulin receptor-like
Exons: 6
Coding region: 81-1103 (340 amino acids)
Cellular component (GO): plasma membrane
Molecular function (GO): transmembrane signaling receptor activity
Source: RefSeq, a predicted model, not a curated record
AUUCUGGCUGGUGCCUUGGUCCUUGACACAUAUUUGUGCUCAGGUACCAUUUAAUAUUACAUGCAGACUGAAACCCUCACAUGGCUAACCAUCUCUCCUUCCCCCUCCUCCUCUUCAUCAUCUUCUACAGAGUCUCAGCAGGGAGGCAUGUGUCUGUGCAGACAGGAGGCUCCAUCACCAUCCCAUGUAGCUAUGAUCAGUAUUACAUAAACCACGUGAAGUACUGGUGUAAAGGGUAUGGUUGGACUCAUUGCUCCUCUGUAGUACGCACUGACCAUCCUAAGAGUACUGAUAGGGCGUCAAUCUCUGAUGACAUCACCCAGAAAGUCUUCACUGUGAUCAUGACUGAUCUGGAGCCAGACGACUCUAAUACUUACAGGUGUGUUGUGGAGAUCAAUGGAGGAACAGAUAGCAUGAUACAACUGCUCUACCUAUCUGUCACUCCAGGUACUCCAGAACUCUAUGUGGACCAACAGGAAGUGACUGGAGUAGAAGGAGGGAGUGUCACUGUCUGUUGUUACUAUAGUAACUCUGGAGAUAUGAAGUGGUGCAGGAUGGGUGGUGAUUGUGUGAGUGGGUUUUCUGGGACUUUAAAUGGAACAUCAGUGACAUUAACGCGGACUAGUGAUGCCAACAACAGAACAGUCUUAACAGUGACUAUGAGUGGACUGAAGAUGGAGAACACUGACUGGUAUUGGUGUAGAGUUGGAGAACUAGAGAUGCCUGUUCACAUCACUGUCAGUCAACAAACUGCAACACAGAGAACCUCUAAGAUGACCUCAACAACCCAAGAUCCAACCUCUCAACAACCCUCUGCCUCUCCAACUGCUGAGCCUGUUCAGACUGACAACACAAGUCAAGGAGCUGAGGGGAACAUGGAGGAAGUCCACCAGAGGUCUGUGAAAGUCCUACUCAUCUCUCUGGGCAUGUUGGUGGUGGUGACAGCUGGUAUCCUGGUAACAUGGAAGAUGUGGAGAAGGCAUAAGGACAAUAAGGCCAAGGACCAGACAACUAACAACUCAGUGGUAGGAUACACUUAUUUAAUUGUAUUAUUUUCAACCAUCUGCUUUUCUGUUCUUGAUCUGGGAUCAUCUACCAUUUGACUCCAGCGUU